UCUGGCGUUGAACGAUUUAGCCAUGAGCUUAUUUUUUGGCAUGUGAGGCUCUGACCAAAUGCUCCUUGCAUGAUUGACGUAAAAUUUACAUUAUAUAUUAACAUCCUGUUGGUCUCGUAAAUGAAUUCACGUCAGCUCUAAAUCUCCAACUCAAAACACAUACAGUCAAAGUUGGCCAGGAUUUUGAGCUAAGACUAUCAUAAAUGAGAACAUAAAGACUAGAUCUUGAUCAAGUAGGAGUUACAAGUAAUCAAUGGACAUAUAUUUUAGCAGAUCAAGCAUGUCUGGGCUGUAUGCUGAAGCCAGUGCUGUUCAAAUAGGCGUCACCGUGGCACUAUCUAUCCUAGUAGUGACGGACCUCAUAGGAAACACCCUGGUUAUACUGAUCAUUCUGACCAAUAAAUCCAUGAAAUCACCAAUGAACUACCUUCUCGUCAACCUUGCUGUGGCUGACAUGAUCGUAGGUGUGUUUCUAACGCCUCGAUUCGUGUUCAGCCAUUUCUUUAUCCAUCCUCAUGGACUUGCUGGAAGAUUAACAUGCAUGUUUCUAACGGCGGGAAAUAUUUCCUGGACGGGUGCUGCGUCAUCUAUCAUCUCUCUUCUGGCGAUAUCUUGUGAGAGAUUCACUGCUAUAAUGUAUCCUCACUCUACGAAGCUUAAACUAACGUUACCAAGGGUUAAGCGAAUAGUUAUUGGAAGCUGGAUGUUCGCUGUAGUGCUGAAUAUUCCCCUCUUUGUGACCGUGUAUUACGAUAAAUACAUCAACAUUUGCAUGGAAAAAUGGCCGAAACAACACAUGUGGCUUGCUAAAGCUUACAGCACGGUUUGGUUUAUUUUUGCUGGGGUUAUUCCAGUCGCCAUCAUGUUUGUUCUGUACAGCAGAGUCAUCUACUCUCUUUGGUUCAAGCAAAACCAAGAACAAGGUACACAACUAGCCGUGUUGAAGUCAAGAAAGAGAGUAACCAAGAUGGUGGUCAUUGUCAGCGUUGUAUAUGCAGUCUGCUGGUUGCCCGAAGAAACCGUCUACCUUCUUCACCACUACGACCAACCGUUCAACAAUAAUGACGUAAUCUAUAACAUUUGUGUCGUCCUGGCAACGUUCAACUCGGCCAUCAACCCAUUCAUCUAUACUCUACAGAGCGAGAAGUUCAGAAAUUGCUUAAUCAGGCUUGUUUGCUUGAGGAGAUUUCGAAGAAAUUCGGUUGGUGUGGAGAUGGAAUCGUUUGACACCGGCCCUAAAACAGGCAGUCGUAUUGAUCAGCACAACCAUGACCAGGGUACACAAGAACAAAUUACAACAUUAAAAGAAUAAAUCACAUCAGAAAAGGACUGAUAAAAUAGAGACGAAAAGACCACACCACACUGUACCACUGUACGUGGAUUUCAGCACGUUCCCCAAAAACCAUUAGCACAUGAAAUUACGAAACGAAAAUGACGGAGUUUUCUCCGCUAUUACAGCAGGCUUUCAUUACAUCUAUUAAUAACUAGCCACACCCCAAUCCUAUUGUGUGAUGCGGUUGUUAUCCUCAAUAAUGUCCCGGUACAGGUCUAUAUUUCAAAAAUCUAGACCUGUCCCGGGGACAUUCAUAUCAAAUCAAUAUGAAAUCCAAAUCCAUUGUUCCUAAAUAACGCAUCUAUGCAAUUAGAGUAUAAGAUUCUCGUUUACGGCAAACGUGAGACGUCAGUUGACCAUUUUUAUUUUUUAAUUAGUGAAAAGUAAACGCAAAAAUGUCCAAGUAGUGGAUAAACAAAAGAAUACUUGUCUUUGUCGAGAAGGUUUGCAAAAGGUAAAGUGAAAUGUAGGGAAACGAUGAAAACGUGGUCACGUUUGCCGUUUGCGGGAAGAAAAAACUGGAAUCCUAAUCUGCCUGUUAUCGUUGCGUCGACGUUGGUUAUUAAAUCCGAUCUGCGCCCUCGGCCUCGGCCUUUAUAGGAAUACCCUCGCCCUAUUGUUUGAUCCUUUACUUAUUUUUUUAACUGCAUGUAAUGCACACACCAAAUAAGUACCCACGGAUAUAUCGUCCAAACCUAAAGUGACCAUACUCCCUUGUGUCAACACGAACACCAGAAAUGGAAAGUGCACCUUGAUAAAGAGGUCGAGUUUCUUUCAGCUUAUUGAUAGAAAACAGGAGAAAUAGCAUUAAAUAUAAUAACUAAUAUUUCA
Messenger RNA from Actinia tenebrosa (Australian red waratah sea anemone), 2164 nucleotides. Its product is annotated as substance-K receptor. Gene Ontology annotation, molecular function: G protein-coupled receptor activity. Gene Ontology annotation, biological process: G protein-coupled receptor signaling pathway. NCBI's taxonomy places the organism in Eukaryota, Metazoa, Cnidaria, Anthozoa, Actiniaria, Actiniidae. The record is from RefSeq and is a predicted model, not a curated record. Gene Ontology annotation, cellular component: membrane.